AUGGAUGCCUUGAGGGAGAUGCCUGGUUUUGCCAAGAUGAUGAAAGAUAUAAUGUCACAGAAGUCUGAUUUUCAGGAUCUAUCCACUGUAACUCUGACACAAACCUACAGCACAGUGGUGGCAAAACCGAUGGCUCAAAAGAUGUCGGACCCAGGUAGCUUCACUAUUCCAUGCACAAUUGGAAGUUAUGCCUUUGCAAAGGCGUUGUGUGAUUUGGGAUCUAGCAUAAAUCUGAUGCCACUGACUGUGGCUGACUGCAUAGUGAAGAGGCCCACUGAUAUUCUUGAUGAUGUGUUGGUGCAAGUGGGGAAGUUCGUGUUCCCUGCAGACUUUGUUAACCUGGAUUGUCAGGUGAAUGAGGAGAUACCCCUUAUUUUAGGGAGACCAUUUUUAGCCAUUGGGAGAGCACUGAUCGACUGUGAGACUGGGGAAUUAAAAAGGAGAUUGAACGAUGAAGAAGUCAUAUUCAAUGUACAACAAUCUAUAAGGAGACCUAGUGAAUAUGCUAAUUUCUCUCUAGUGGAGGCAGUGGAUGUAAUCCUGCAAGAAGAUGAUAUGACCCUAACUGUAAAAGAUCCAUUGGAGGCAUGUCUGACAAAUUUAGAAGAAAUGGAUGAUGAAGGGUUAGCUGAAUGGGUCAUGGCACUGGAAGGCCGAGGAUUUUGGUCAAGGGAGCCUCAGUUCGAGUCCCUUGAGCUAGAAAAAGGGCCACUUCUCCAGCAAACCCAUCAAUAG
This is a messenger RNA of Nicotiana tabacum (common tobacco), 735 nucleotides long. NCBI's taxonomy places the organism in Eukaryota, Viridiplantae, Streptophyta, Magnoliopsida, Solanales, Solanaceae. The record is from RefSeq and is a predicted model, not a curated record.